AUGGCAGAGGACGAGGCAGCAGAGGUACCUCCAGAGCCAGUGCCUUCUCUCACAGAACAAGAACUCCAAACUCGACUGGGCAUUUUCGAGGAGAUCUUCAAAGGAUAUGAAGCACUUGAGGUCAAGCAGAAGUCCAUGGCAGAGCGCCGUGAAAAGGAGGCACCGCCUCCACCGAAUGAAGAUGGUGAGGGGCAGGAGCCACCUGAGGUAACCCCGAACAUUGCGUUGGCCUACAGCGAACUAAACUUCCAAGUUGUCGCAGAUCUUGUGGACUUGGUGAAAGACAAGUGUGGUCCAAUGUAUCCAGGGCAAGGGGUCUUCCUAGACUUUGGCAGCGGUUGCGGAAAGCUGUGCUUGGCAGCCGCGCUCCUGCAUCCCUUCCAAAAGGUGAUUGGUGUCGAAGCCCUGCAGAGCCUCAAUGACAUUGAAGCGCAAGUUCAGGCAAAGUAUGCGGAGGUCGAACUCCCUGAUGGGAUGGUGAAACCAGAGAUUAGCUUUGUGAAAGGUGACUUCGUGUCCGAGUUUGAUGGGAUCCUGGAGCCCAUUGCACCUGAGGCAACCUUUGCCAUCGCAGUUGCGACAACCUUUGGAGAUCCUGAGAUGCAAGCCGUUGCCAAGCUUGCCCAGAAGAUGCCUCAAGGUGCUUCGCUCUUCCUGGUGACCCAAAAACUGGAGGAGUCGUUGGUGGUGGAUGUGAAUCGCAAUCCCCGGCAGCGGCGUUCUGUAGCCACAAAGAAAGCCUUGGCGAAGCGAGGUGUUGAGCCAACAGGCAUUGAGAUUGAGCUGGAGCCGGCAGAGAAUGAUCCAAAUGGCUGGAGGUUGAAGGAUACUGUGCCCUUGGAAUUGGAGUGGGGCACUACAAAUUGCUAUUUAUACAAGAAAUACUCCUACCCUUAUUGCGAUGCCCAUGACAUUUGUAUGGCGACUCCUCUGGAAGCAGAAGACCAGACUGUGGUGCCAGCGUUCUACAUGAGCCCAACAACUGUUGUGUAUUUGGACGAUUUGGCAGAAAGGGAAGUGGAAGUCUCCAAGACCGCACCAUUUUGUGAGGAAAGUCGCAAGAAAGCCGUGAGCAUCUACGAGCAGAAAGUCACAGCUGCCAAGACGAAAGCGGGUGAGAGAAACAGUGAGGCGGUGGCUGAGGCCCUGGCUCAUGUGCGGGCAGAGAAUGAAACCUUUGCGCAAGAUGGUAAUCUGAACUACAAGCUGGAGGAGGCCUCGGACACGGCCAAGUUGCUGGAAGCAUUGAUUUCGGCCAACGGGCUUCCAGCAAGUGAAGCCAAGGUGGCGCAGUUUAUGGGAGCACAAUGGUUGAAUGCCUGUGGGCAAGUGGAUGCUGAGACAACAGGAAAAAUUCCUGAAGCGCAACUUCCUGGAGUGUGGGGCAAGGUGAAGACUGGCUUUGCUCAGUACAUCGAAGGCAGGCUGACGGAGUUGAAGGAGUUUGGAGUUGCAAAGCCGGAAGAUGCUGUUGCAAAGCCAGAAGAAUUGCAAGAAUACGUGUGA
Cladocopium goreaui is the source of this 1506-nucleotide messenger RNA. Lineage: Eukaryota; Dinophyceae; Suessiales; Symbiodiniaceae. The record is from the annotation of a GenBank genome assembly.